Drosophila ficusphila is the source of this 1383-nucleotide messenger RNA. Its product is annotated as aladin. Gene Ontology annotation, biological process: nucleocytoplasmic transport. The transcript has a single exon. The coding region runs from base 27 to 1364 and encodes 445 amino acids. Gene Ontology annotation, cellular component: nuclear pore. Lineage: Eukaryota; Metazoa; Arthropoda; Insecta; Diptera; Drosophilidae. Gene Ontology annotation, molecular function: protein binding. The record is from RefSeq and is a predicted model, not a curated record.
AAUAAGAUUGUUGAAAAAAAGGCAAUAUGGAGACCCGAAAUGUAAACUACGAGAUUCCUGGACCAAGAAGAUACAACAUAAACUUCCAAGAAAUCUGUAAUUGGCUGGGAAUUUUAAUGUACGAUUAUGGCAAUUGGUUUCUAUCGAAAUUAAAUGAAUUUAACCGGCUUUACUUGCAAAGAGUAUGCAAUUUUCAAUUAACUCCUUCCGCCGAUUCGAAUUCUUUGGAGAAGAUUAGCCAAACAAGAGAUUGGAAAAAUGCGACUGUUCGUUGCAUUGAAUUUCAUCCAAACUGCGUGAUGAUGGCAGUUGUAACCAACAAGGACACCGUUCUAAUUUAUGACGAGAAGUGUGGCUCACCUGCAAGCCUCCAAUCCUUCCAGCAAAAGGACAUAGCCUGUGCUUCGUUUCGUCCUUGGUCGCAAGGAUGCGAAUUGGCUGUGGGAUGUUCAAUGGGAAUUUUCUUAUGGCGACAAACUCGACACUCCAAUGGAGCUCAUAACAUUCGCCAUAUGAUGGGACCCCACAACUUGGAGAUCCUGCAGGACGAAGGACACACCUAUGUGACUUGCCUGCAGUGGAAUGAGGAUGGAACCAUCCUGUUAAGUGCCGCCUUGGGAUCCUCAAAUAUUGUAAUGUGGGAACCGGAUCGUCGGGAAAAGAUUCAUUUAUUUCCAGUUUUUAGUAGAGUGAGUUCCAUUUCCCUGCUGCGUUUUAGUCCCGACUUCCUGUUUUGCGCAUCCUGCGAGGAAGGUGGCGUUUUUUGUCUUAUGAAUAGGAGUAAGCCAUGGAAAUCGGAAGAGGUCCUUCAGCAGGGUCACAUUCAAACGGCUGUCUGGACAAUUUGCAGCAAAUAUCUGCUGUUUGCAAAGGAAGGCGACACUCAAGUUUAUUCAUUGACCAACGAUGCGGAGGCUUCUAUUUUCCUCUGCCCCAAACUUAAUUGGAUUCAAGAAACUCUGAUAGAUCUGCAUGUUGUCACCACUUGUUCUGGUCAGCAAAGGAUUUGCGGAGAGCCCCAGAGCUUCGCAAUGGAUCCUUUGGGCAUCUACAUGGCGGUCCUUUUCAAGGAGCAAUCCUUUGUGCUUCUCUGCCUUUUGGUCAACAAGCGACAGGGUUCACUGAAAAUACUUCCCAUUGAAUUUAUUACUUGCGAUGCGGGUGGCGAUCAAUAUCCAACUUGCAUUGGAUUUGGGAAAUCACGAAAAGAGGAUCCGGAGAUUCGCUGUUUAAUGAUUGGCUGGAAUAUGGGGCAUCUUCAGCGAUAUUUUGUGACUACAGAAAGCUUACAGGAAACCAAAAAGAUUCAUAACAUACAAUUUAAAGGAAACCCAAAGGAAAGGGGAACGUUUUAUUACAAGUAAAUAUACGAAAUCAAAAACA